AUGGUUACAACAAAGGUCAAAGGUGGAAUUGAUAAGACCUUAUUUGUAAAGAGUGUCAAAGGAAAAUUGAUGAUUGCGCAGAUAUAUGUUGUUGACAUUGUCUUUGGCGGAAUGUCAGACCAGAUGGUAGAACAUUUUGUCAAACAAAUGAAAUCUGAGCUUGAGAUGAGCAUGGUAGGUGAACUAAACUACUUUCUGGGCUUGCAAGUGAAACAGAUGGAGGACUCUAUGUUCAUUUCUCAGAUUGGGGUUUGUGCUAGGUAUCAUGUUGCACCUAAGGAAAGUCAUAUUCUACAAGUCAAGAGGAUCAUUAAGUACAUCGGUGGAACUAUUGACUAUGGUACUUUUUAUGCUCACAACAGUGAUCCUAAGUUGAUAGGUUAUUGUGAUGCAGAUUGGGCAGGAAAUGCAGAUGACAGAAAAAGCACCUCAGGAGGGUGUUUCUUCUUGGGAAAUAAUCUCAUUUCUGGGUUCAGCAAAAAGCAAAACUGUGUUUCCUUGUCUACAGCUGAGGCAGAGUACAUUGCUACUGGGAGUGGUUGCACCCAAUUGAUGUGGAUGAAAUAA
Molecule: messenger RNA, 567 nt
Organism: Lotus japonicus
Lineage: Eukaryota; Viridiplantae; Streptophyta; Magnoliopsida; Fabales; Fabaceae
Product: secreted RxLR effector protein 161-like
Exons: 2
Coding region: 1-567 (188 amino acids)
Source: RefSeq, a predicted model, not a curated record